CUCGGCUCGGGGAUGUUCCCUGAGGAUGUGCAGGUAUUCAAACCUGCUGCCGCACACAAAGCCUCUGGGAACCACAUCGAGAAAGGUUGAAGAGCUUUUCUUUUCUUUUCCACUUUCGUCAUCUAUUUUCUCAAAUCAAACGAUGGCCAACGCAGGUAUUCAACUUCUUGGCUUCACCUUGGCCUUUCUGGGCUUCAUUGGCUCGAUAGCGUCCACAGUCAUGGUGGAAUGGAAAGCUUCGUCGUUUUCAGGAGACAAUAUCAUCACAGCCCAGGCGAUGUUUCAAGGGCUUUGGAAGAGCUGUGUAUCGCAGAGCACCGGUCAGGUUCAGUGUAAAGUGUACGAUUCUCUUCUACAACUACCAGGGAUUGUACAGGGCACACGGGGGCUGAUGCUGUCCUCCAUCCUGCUGUGCUUUAUUUCCAUGAUGGUGUGCGUCGUGGGCAUGAGGUGCACCACCUGUAUGGCGGAUCAACCAGAACAGAAGGACAAAGUGGCUCUCGCCGGAGGGGUCGUCUUUAUUAUUGCUGGUCUGCUUGCUCUGGUGGGAACAUCUUGGUACGGCCACAGAAUAGCUCAGGAAUUCUACGACCCGUUCACUCCGACUAAUUCCAGAUAUGAAUUCGGAAGCGCGUUGUUUGUCGGAUGGGGAGCGGCCUGUCUCAUCAUCAUAGGAGGAGGCUUCCUCUGCUGCAACUGCUCCAGCCAGAGCUCCGGGAAAUCUCCCCGCUACCCACCGCCUCGCUCUACAGGUCCGCCGGGCAAGGACUUUGUCUGAGGCCAUUGCUCUGCUCAGGGAAGAACGCAGACUUCAGGGAAUCCUUUUCUGUCCAUUAGGGUUCUGUUUUCGUGUCUAAAUGUUUUGCAAUGUGUAUCCUCAAUGCGUAUCGUCAUGGCCUUUGUAGUAUGGCAUGUUUUUAUAGCACUCAGGUUUGGUUGGCUUGAUGUGUAACACAUGGCUUGUGAUCGAAUAAACCCCUGCAAGCCAAUAAUGUUUUGCAUUUCUCUGUACUUUUCGCUCACCUGCUACCACUACCCACUCACUCUUUACAUGCUGUAUGACAAACCCAUGUACUAAUUAAUACAUGGAGCGGCAAUAAUAAAAAUACAUAUUAUAGUAUGCCGAUGAAGUUGAAAAAAUAUGUCGAAAACAGUAAAAAAAAGUGAUGGUGUUUUUAGAAAAGGAACAAAAAAGUUACUUCAAAAAAAGUAAGUAAGUGAAAAUAUAGAGAAGGUAGUAAGGUGUGUUGAAAACAGGCAUAGUAUACACCGUUGAAAAUGUUUUUAAAAGUGUUAAAAACAAGCUUUUUUUAAAAACGAGUUUUUUAUCAUGUAAUAGUAAAAUGUAAAAAAAAGCAUAAAAAAUAAAUGGCUUUGUAUGUCUGAUUAUUGUAUUUUGCUGUGAUAUUUUUUAUGAUAUAGGUUAUUAUUUCCUUUAUUAUAAGCUUUCCAUUUUAAUGUACAUUAUGUUGGAUGUCUUAUUUCUGUGCCAAUUUCACGGAAUGCUUUCCCUUUUUAUAACAUAUUGACGGAAUACUGUAAUGUAAUGUAAGUAAUUUCUUCUUUAGGAUGUUUUAUGACAUAAUCUCACCAUCUACUGUCCUAUGCAUUUUUAUCACAUUUAUAAUGACAUACUACAAUAAAAAAAAUACAAAGUUCUGACUUUAA
Molecule: messenger RNA, 1668 nt
Organism: Gasterosteus aculeatus aculeatus (three-spined stickleback)
Lineage: Eukaryota; Metazoa; Chordata; Actinopteri; Perciformes; Gasterosteidae
Gene: cldn1
Product: claudin 1
Cellular component (GO): membrane; bicellular tight junction
Molecular function (GO): structural molecule activity
Source: RefSeq, a predicted model, not a curated record